UGCGCCUGCGCAGUUUGUUGAAUGCAUGUUAUUGUCGAUGCCAACUGUCUGUGGCUUUGGUUUGCGAAUUAACUCUUAAAUCGGUGAUAUUGAACUCCUUUCUACGAACCAAAUAUACGUUAACUACUGGGAAACUUUUGGAGAUCAUCCUUUUUCAGGAGACUGUUUUUGUUUGGCUUUUCUUUUUUUUUAACUCCGGUCUACUCUGAACCAUGUUUCAGGACACGGUGAAGAACUUCAAAAUCAAUUUCAACGCUUUAAAUCAAAGGAAUACGUUCUCCAGUGGCGAUGUGAUUACAGGACACAUCUCAUUUGACCUCACAAAGGAAAUGAAGAUCAGUUCUAUCACGAUGACACUGACAGGAAAGGCAAAUGUGCACUGGUCUACCGGAGGUGGAAAAAAGCGAAGACGGAGAAACUAUUCCGCAAAACUGGACUUCUUUGACCUAAAAAGUGUCAUCGUGCAACAAAACAGUGCUACUGCCGGUAGGCCUGCAAAAUUCAAGGCUGGCACGCAUGUAUACCCGUUUACAUGCCAGUUCCCGCAAGGGAAUUUCCCAUCCAGCUUCCAUGGGGUUUGUGGACACAUAGCGUACAACUUGACAGUGGCCCUCCACAGACCCUGGCAUAUGUCCAAAGACUUUGUGACAGAGUGUAAUUUUGUAAACCGGAUUAAUACCAACCAGCCAGAGCUGCAUGCUCCUCUCUCGGGCUCCAACAGCAUGACGGUGUGCUGCCUUUGGUGUACCUCUGGUCCUAUCGAGAUGACAGCCAGUAUAGAGAAGAAGGGCUUCAUGCCUGGUGAAACUGUGAAGAUCAUUUGCGAGUUUGUUAAUGGUUCAUCUCGAACAGCCACUCCAAAGGUGUCACUGCAACAGAAACAGAUUUUCUACACCCACAACAAGAACCACAGGAGGAUGCAUGUCAAGAAAUUGACGUCCUCGACUGGACAACUCGUCAGUGAACGCAUCUCUGACCGUCGCACUGUGAUUAAGCUCACUAUUCCCUCUUCUGCAUCCCUCACCAUCUCUAACUGCAGCAUCAUUGAUGUUGAAUACUUGAUUGAGGUUAGUAACGAUGACAGAUAUAUAGGUUGUUAGUAGAAAUGUGUUUUUAUGAAUCAUUCAUCACACAUCUAAACCUGGAGUUAUUACUGGGUGGCACUUUCGGCAACAGUUCUAAAUUGGUUUGAAUCCUAC
Molecule: messenger RNA, 1199 nt
Organism: Notothenia coriiceps (black rockcod)
Lineage: Eukaryota; Metazoa; Chordata; Actinopteri; Perciformes; Nototheniidae
Gene: arrdc3b
Product: arrestin domain containing 3b
Exons: 5
Coding region: 213-1100 (295 amino acids)
Biological process (GO): protein transport
Cellular component (GO): plasma membrane; cytoplasm
Source: RefSeq, a predicted model, not a curated record